CUCAUUUUUAAAAAUUAGCUUUUUUUUUUUUGAAAUAGGAUAUCGGUAUAUAGACCAAGCUGACCUCGAAUUUGUGAUACUCCUGUCCAGCCUCGGAAGUUGCUGGUAUUAUACAGACCUGUGUGUUUGAAGCCAGCCUGGUCUAUACAGCGAGCUCCAGGACAGAGCUUUCUAGAAAGACUAUUUCAAAAAGGAAAAAAAGGAAAAAUCUACCAAGGCCUUGUGCUUAGCUAAUACCACUUAUACAAAAUUUAUCCUUAUGCGUAGGCAGCAAAAAUCAUUAUUUUUUCUGUUUGUUGCGGCUUGUGGCCACGCCUCCCUGGCUGGGCAGUCCUGCUGGCCCCUCAGACUCAGUUACACCUUUCCGUCUGGAAUGAAGUCCUGGUUCCUGUCCUUAGUGUUUUGAUAUGUUCCAUCCUCUCCCCAAUGCCUCGUUUCUGUUCCGAAAAUACUUCCUAGCUUUAUCGACACCCACAUUGGAGAGCGAGCCAUAGCCUCGCGCAUACAUACCAGAAAAGUGGAGUUUCUUAUUUUUCUCUUUCUCUUUCUUUUCUUUCUUUCCUUUUUUCUUUCUGGUGUUGGAGGUCGAACCUAGGGCUUUCUAGCAUGUUAACCAAGGGCUCUCCCACUGACCUGCACACCCAGCUCCUUGCUUAGCUCUUCUUGUUUCUGCCUCCAGGGAUGCUUUUAGGGCUCCGUCCCUGGUCUUAACCACGCCUCUAAUCUUGACUAAGUCCCCCAACCCUCCCUGCGCCGCCCAUCCAUUCCAAACUUGACCCCGUCCCCUAGACUGGACCUUGUUCUGCCUGAGCUAGGCUUUCCAAGUUGGGUCGUCGGCCCCAGCUAGGACCCCUGGUUCUUGACACGCCUCUGAGCCCCUUCCCACUCAAGUCAUGAUUUCCGGGCUUGCUGCGCUGUUAGCUUCCCCCUGCCCCGGUCCCGCCUUCUGGGCAGCCUGGACUCUGCCUUGGCCACCUCCCUAAACCUCUUCCAGCUCAAGUACAGCCUUCCGGACGCGCCCCUUGGCCUCUUCCUACUGAAGCCACGCCUUCCUGUUGUAGCUGACAGCCUUCGAUCUGCUCCUCUGCCACUGGCUUCACCCCUCCAUUCAGUCGGUCUUUUCCAAAUGCCGCGCCCCCAAACAUCUCCCCCGCCCCCCUGCCCCCGUCUCCCUUCCUCUCCCCUUCCUCCAAAACCCCGCCUUCGGAGUGUGCUGCUUUUCCCCAGGACCACUCCCCUCCCGCCGGAGCCUCGCCUUCGAGGCGAGCGGCUCUCCUCGGUCUGACCCGAACCUCGUCUGCUUGCCUCGGCUCUGCUUGCCUCUGCUCGCCACGUCUCCUGGCUCUGGCCACGCCCCGAGCCCCUCCUUGCAGGAGCCACGCCUUCUGGGUUGCCCCGGCCCCUCUGGCUUUGCAGCUUCUAGUUGGCUCCACCUCCUGGCCACGCCCCCGGACGACCCCCGCCCGAGCCUUGCCUUCUGGUUUGCAGUUCGCCUUGCACCCCGGCCCCGCCUCGUGCCCCCUCCUCACUCAAGCCACACCUUCUGGGUUUGCUCUUCGCCUUGCACCCCGGCCCCGCCUUGUGCCCCCUCCUCACUCACCUCCCUCUAGCCACACCUUCUGGGUUCGCCUACCCUCAGUUCCACCCGGUGGCCGAGCUAGUCAGGCCUCGUCAGUCACCAGUCCCGGCCUCCAGCCGGCGGUGAAGCCGGGCCGGUGCAGUCCCGGGCCGGUGCAGUCCCUUCCCUAGGAAGGGACAGUAGGGCUCCUCGACAGGCCUCCGAAAGUCGCGCCGGUUUGGCCAGUCCGGCCACCUCAGCGCCCUCAGGGGAUUGCGGGCCUCACCACCACCGGAAACGGAAGCGCGGGACAGCAGGACCAUGGCGACGCUGUUCGACCUCCCAGACUUGGUGCUCUUGGAGAUCUUCUCUUACCUCCCGGUCCGGGACCGGAUCCGCAUCUCCAGGGUCUGUCACCGCUGGAAGAGGCUGGUGGACGAUCGGUGGUUGUGGCGACAUGUCGACCUGACGCUCUACACGAUGCGUCCGAAAGUCAUGUGGCACCUUCUGCGCCGGUACAUGGCAUCCCGGCUCUACUCGCUGCGCUUGGGCGGCUACCUGUUCUCUGGCUCUCAGGCCCCACAGCUGUCCCCUGCCUUGAUGCGGGCCCUGGGCCAGAAGUGCCCCAACCUGAAGCGCCUGUGCCUGCACGUGGCUGACCUGAGCAUGGUGCCCAUCACCAGCCUGCCCAGCACGCUGAGGACCCUGGAGCUGCAUAGCUGCGAGGUCUCGAUAAUCUGGCUGCAGAAGGAGCAGGACCCCACAGUGCUGCCGCUGCUGGAGUGCAUCGUGCUGGACCGAGUGCCAGCCUUCCGUGACGAGCACCUGCAGGGCCUCACCCGCUUCCGAGCCCUGCGCUCGCUGGUGCUGGGUGGCACCUACCGGGUCACCGAGACCGGGCUGGAUGCCAGCCUGCAGGAGCUCAGCUAUCUGCAGAGGCUAGAGGUACUGGGCUGUACCCUGUCAGCCGACAGCACCCUCCUGGCCAUCAGCCGCCACCUCCGAGAUGUGCGUAAGAUUCGGCUGACCGUUGGGGGCCUCUCAGCCCAAGGCCUGGUUUUCCUGGAGGGAAUGCCUGCCCUGGAGAGUUUGUGCUUCCAGGGUCCCCUCAUCACUCCAGAAAUGCCCACACCUGCUCAGAUUGUGUCCUCCUGCCUCACCAUGCCUAAACUCAGAGUGCUUGAGGUGCAAGGGCUGGGCUGGGAGGGGCAGGAGGCAGAGAAGGUUCUAUGCAAGGGCCUGCCCCACUGCAUGGUGAUUGUCAGGGCCUGUCCCAAAGAAUCCAUGGAUUGGUGGAUGUGAAGGUGUCAUCCAUCCAUCCCUGGGACCUAUCCUAGCUUUUAAAGUUGACCUUCUAAGCAGCAGACUGAAGCAUGUAAAUUAAUCAGGCUUGAGGAAGCUGGAGGUCACAAGGAAAAGAAGCCAGGACCUUUGGGCCUGCAAGCUGGGGUUGUCUGUCAUCUAGAUGACCUCAGCCUUGUCACCCAGCCUCUGGGAGGCCCAGUUCACACGUUUAGGAAUAGGCAUCAUAGCUACCUCAUGAUUCAUUUGCAAAUCUUUACACCCCACACCCCUUUUUUCCCAGUACUUGGGGAUCAAACCCAUGUUCGGCCAGCACUGCUGUGCUCCUGAGCUACACUGGAGCCCUGGAAAGCCUUAGUUUCUAAUAGACCCCAGAAGAGGGGUCAUUUUCAGGGUGCAGGUGGACAGAGUUCAGGCUCUGAGGUCUGCCUGGCUGUCUGCUUGUAUGCUUGGGAAAUAAGCUAUUGGAUUGUCCUAGUGUUCUAAAAAUCUCUCAAUUGUAUUUUCUGUAUUUUGUAUCCUGCCUUUUUCAAGUUUUCUACAGCAUAUAAUAUUUUACUAUUAAAGAAAAAUAAUGGUUUUUCAAA
This is a messenger RNA of Peromyscus maniculatus bairdii (prairie deer mouse), 3447 nucleotides long. RefSeq names its product F-box and leucine rich repeat protein 12 (gene Fbxl12). The record is from RefSeq and is a predicted model, not a curated record. Gene Ontology annotation, molecular function: protein binding. NCBI's taxonomy places the organism in Eukaryota, Metazoa, Chordata, Mammalia, Rodentia, Cricetidae.